Lactuca sativa (garden lettuce) is the source of this 2176-nucleotide messenger RNA. Lineage: Eukaryota; Viridiplantae; Streptophyta; Magnoliopsida; Asterales; Asteraceae. The record is from RefSeq and is a predicted model, not a curated record.
UCGGCAAGAGUAAGACGGUUAAAGGAAUUUUUUGGGAGGCGUGUAGGGCGUACACAGUUGAUGCUUUUGAUGCUGCCAUGGAUGUUAUGAAAAAGACAAAAGAACCAGUAUGGGAGUACUUAAAAAGUAUAAAUCCAGAAACCUGGUCAAGGGCACAUUUUAAAGGGAACCGAUACAAUCUUAUGUCGUCCAACAGUGCGGAGUCUAUAAAUGCAUUAUCUAGACACGCACGUAAGGUGCCAAUACUUAUGUUGAUUGAUUUUUUUCGUGCUACAAUGCAACAAUGGUGGUUUCAAAGACGUAACUUUGCAGCGGAAGCAACAACAACACUUACCCCUUGGGCGGAUGAAGUUGUAAAAGAAAACAAGAAAAAUUUUACCAAAUGGGAUGUUCGCAUGAUCUCAAAUACGAAAUGCGAGGUCAAAAAGGGGGCACAAAAUGUGAUUGUUGAUUUUCAACAUAUGACAUGUACAUGUAGGCAUUGGCAACUUGAUGGGAUACCUUGUGGUCAUGUCAUAAGAUGUUUAACAGUGAACAAUUACCAAGAUUGCUCGAGGUUUGCAUUAAAUGCUUACUUUACCGAAACACUGAGGAAAACAUAUGAGGAAUCAAUAAACCCUCUGCCGAAGCCAUCCGAAUGGGAGAUCCCCGAUGAUUUGAUGAUUGUUAAGCCACCUAUAAUGGAUAAACGUCAGCCAGGCAGGCCAAGAAACACAGACCGCAUUCCAUCCCAAGGCGAGGGUCCAAUUAUAAAAGAGUGUUCUACAUGUGGUCAACUAGGACACACGAGAAAUAAUUGUACUGGAAGGGCGUCUGGUAGCAGAGCAGGUCACAUAAUUUCUACUGCAGAAAUGGCAUAUAAUAUUGGUGGUUCAGCGGGUUGCUCACAAACCCAUAACGCUGAUUUUGAUAUAAAACAACCUUGAAAUUAAGAGUAAUGACGAGUUGUUAGCUUAUUAUGUAUUGUAAUAUUUUUAUUAACUCUUACAAGACAUUGCUAUGCUUUCAUAUUUUAGUUAAGUUUGUUGAUUAUAACAAUGAAUGAAGCCUUUAUAUUAUAAAAUAUAGUUUGCAGAUUUAUUUUAACAGUUACAACAUGUUAUUUAAAAAAAACAACAAACGAUCCUUUGGCAACCUAAUCUGUUUCAUGAUAAUAUUACAACAACUUUAUAACUAAUUUUUAAACUCAGGGAACUGCAACGGGUACUUCUCUUUCUCCAUUGUUAUAUAGUCAUCCCUAAUUCUCAUUUUGUCUUCGAAACGAUCCUUUUUUACCAUAAUGUGUAUCAACUGCUCAUCCUUCUCAGCAAGCCGUUUUUCAGUCGUUUUGAUUGCCUUCUUACUCUUUUUUAUCCAAUCUUUAUGCUCUUUGAUUUUGUUUUUAUUGAGGUCAAUCCAUUCUUCAGCUUGUUUGCAUUCCGAACCUAUAUCAUUAGCAAGUUGAGUGAGAAGUCGGGAUGACUCUUUGUCCUCUUCUUGUUGUGCUUCAGCCUUCUUUAAUUCUUCAAAAUUUUCAUGUGACAUAUAUGACCCGGCUGAAGAGGGUGUAAAAAAAGGGUCUACCGAAUCACAGUAGUAACAAUCUACUUCGUUGCAUGAGCAAAUUUCGAAUUUGUGUGAGGAACUCAUAAUAAAAUCGAUGUUGUAUUAAACUGGAGCAAUAAGUGGUAUUUAUACAUACUAGACAGUAAUGAGAAGUCCAACUUUGAAAUGACUAGACAGUAAUGACAAGUCACUGUAGUAACCUGCACAUCCCAGUGGGUCCCUUUAGUGACAAGAGAUAAAUGACAGUUUGACAUGACAAAACACUGCAUAAAGCUGAAAUUCGUAGUCCAAAUAUAACCAUUUCGUAGUCAAAGUAUUAUUUCAUAGUCUAUUUAUUUAUAUAAAUAGAUGUUUAAGAUCUAUAAACCAAACACCCAAAUCACCUAAACGAAACGAAUUCCCAUUAUUAGAAAUGUCGUCGAAUGCAGCAAGUUCUUCGAAUGAAGUACCUGGUUCCAAUUCUGAAAGGCCAUGGACGACAAACGAGGUGUUAGUUCUAACACGGUGCUGGCUAAGUGUUAAGGAUGGUGAACCGUUACUUGCUCCCCCGCAUUGCCUAAUUGGUGAUGAAUGGAGUCGCAUCACAUCUUUGUUUAACCAUGAGAUGGGAGAAGGGCAAAAAAGAGAAAAA